Molecule: messenger RNA, 2526 nt
Organism: Periconia digitata
Lineage: Eukaryota; Fungi; Ascomycota; Dothideomycetes; Pleosporales; Periconiaceae
Source: the annotation of a GenBank genome assembly
CUUCUCCGACCCCCGACGCGAUCAAUCCGCAUGUCUUCAUUCAUUCAUUGACUGUUCGCGACAUUCCAAAUCUCCGGCCCAUCCCCACACCCACGCACCUUUCCCGCACCGACGACACACGCACAACUGAUGCUACAGUAUCGGAUAUAGUUGAUCAACUGGUGCCGUUCACCAUGGACCACCGACCCGAAUACCACCACUACGAUGGCCCGCCACGACCUCGUCCUAAGCGUGCUGUUACCGACUAUGGCGCAACCACUGUCCAUUGGAUGCGCAACCGCAAACCGCGUUACAAGAAUGCCCUGCUCCCCGAAGUCGAGCGCCCCAGCGCCAGCUAUAUCGUCGACAUGGAGCCUCCUUCAGCUAGGCUAACAAACGCCGCCGAAGCCAUUCCCGCCAAAGCCCUCCACUCCUCGCUCAAUAAAGUCAAGCACCCCAUCAAUGUCGUCAAAUGGACCCCCGAGGGUAGGCGCCUGCUCACCGGCUCUACUAGUGGAGAGUUUACGCUGUGGAAUGGCAUGGGCUUCAACUUUGAGACCAUCAUGCAAGCUCACGAGUCGGCCAUCCGCUGCGUCGAAUACACACAUACAGACGACUGGCUUCUCUCGGCAGACCAAACGGGCAUCAUAAAAUACUGGCAGACCAAUAUGAACAACGUGAAAGAGAUCCAGGCCCAUAGCGAAGCCAUUCGAGGUCUGGCAAUUGCUCCUACAGACGCCAAAUUUGUAACUUGCGCCGAUGACACCACACUCAAGAUAUGGGACUUUGCCUCUAGCACAGAAGAGUCGACUUUGACAGGCCAUGGCUGGGAGGUGAAGUCGGUCGACUGGCAUCCCCACAAAGGUCUGCUGGUAUCUGGGUCCAAGGAUCACCAGGUAAAACUGUGGGAUCCACGGACUGGCCGUUGCCUAACCACGCUUCACGGGCAUAAGAACCCCAUCUCCAAAACCAUGUUCGAACCGGUACUCGGCAACCUCAUGGCUACCUGCGCUCGCGAUCAUACAGCUCGUAUCUUCGAUCUGCGUAUGAUGCGCGAUGUCCUGCUCCUCCGAGGUCACGAGAAGGAUGUGAUUACCAUGGCGUGGCAUCCUCAGCACAGGAACCUGCUUUCCACGGGUGGUGUAGACGGCAGCAUUAUGCACUAUCUCCUCGACGAAGAGAAUUCCCCCGCGGGCGCAGGCGCUGCUCCUUCAUUAUCUCCCUAUGAUUCCGCUGAUCCACAAAACGCCCCCUCCCAAACCAUUUACCCUGCCCACAGCAUCCAAUAUGCGCACGACUUUACUGUAUGGACAUUAGAUUGGCACCCGCUAGGCCACAUUCUGGCGUCUGGAUCGAAUGAUAGAGUGACUCGCUUUUGGACCCGCCCUAGGCCUGGCGACACUUCUUUCAUGAAUGACAAGCACCACAUUGGACAGGCCGCCGCCGAGGCCCAAGGAACCUACGAUCGCGGCCAACACCGACGACAAACCCGGGAAGAAGAAGAGCAAGAAGCCGAAGACGAAGCCGAAGGUCUCGUUGAUCAGAAACAGCCUCCAAAAAACGUGCUUCCUGCCUCACUUCUCCCUCCUGGCCUCACCCUCCCCGGCCUCAACACAGCUGCCGACGGCUCAAGCAGUGCCCUUCCAGGUAUUGGCGGCGCAUCUGCACCGUCGUCAAACCUGCCUCCAAACUUCCCCCCACCCCCUCCAGGCUCCAAUUCAGGUGUUCCUCCACCGCCAUUCGUUGGCGGCAUGGAUCCUUCGCGCCUGGCGCAACUGAUCGCCUCAGGCGCACUCCCACCGCCCCCUAUCCCUCCGUCUGGAGGAGGCUCAGGCGUUCCUCACAGCACUGGCACCCCACCUCUUCCCUUUCCAGGUCUCCCCGCAAAUAUGCCCUUCCCUCCGAAUUUCCCCGUGCCGCCUCCAAACAUGGCCGCAAAUGGAGGGCCGCCGCCGCCACCACCACCUCCACCUGGUCAUCCUGGUCAUGGUAUGCCAUUCCCUCCCCCUGGGUUUCCCAACUUCCCAUUCCCACCUCCGCCACCUGGUAUACUUUCGCAGGGGCAAGGCGGUGAUCAGGGCUUGGUGACUGCGCCGGAUGGAACGAUAAAAAAGAGAGGGCCGCUACCGAGUCAGCAGGAUAGCUUGAAAGCCGAAAUGCGGAGAGGGAAUUAUCGAACGAAACGGUGAACGCUGUAAGAUUCCUUUCACUGUUUCAUUCAAGCCUGAUCUGGGUAGUUAAGAGGACUCUUUCGAUCUGGGUACGUUUUGGGGGCUUCUGGGUGACGGCUCCCCUCUUCUUCUUUAUCUUCUAGGUCAUUUUCGGAGCGUGAACAACUUCGGUUAGAGAUGGGAUGGCCAGAUUUUGUGUAUUUUUAACAUAUUCCGCCUCUUUGUUUUUUUCUGUUCCUCGUCUUCGUGACACAUCUUCUGGUCUCUUUCUUCUCUGUACGAUCUAGGAGAUUCGCAGCUUCGGUAGUGCGCAAAAGACAGCGCGGGUGAGAGGUCUGAGCGGAUCUUUUUAUUUAAGGGGCGAGUAUGCAGGCGU